Molecule: messenger RNA, 23063 nt
Organism: Coregonus sp. 'balchen'
Lineage: Eukaryota; Metazoa; Chordata; Actinopteri; Salmoniformes; Salmonidae
Source: the annotation of a GenBank genome assembly
AUGGGUAUGUAUUAGCUGAUGUAUAGAUUGCAUUGUUCUUUUGGUAACUACUAGUGUAUCAGUUGCUUCGGCCCUCAAGCCAAAGGCUUGUGUUGUUAGCUAGCUACAAUAGCAAAUAUUUGUUUAACUAACCCAAGCUAGAUAGACCAGAGCCUGUCGUUUCCAAUGGGAGAAAAUGAAUCAUAGUGGGCAGAACAAAGCAAGGAGGUGGGCGGAGGCAAGCACGAGUUAUUGACAUCCUAUUGGCGCAUUCCUAACAUUUAUUUGCAUAUUUCCGUUAGGGAACGCCUACGCUGUGAAGUGCGCAAUAACUCAAUUCGCCCUUGCACUCCUUCGAAAUAAUGUUUUACGACAUUGGCAAAGUCUACAAAACGCAGUCCACUCUGUUUGUUUACAGAUUCUAGUUUUUGGAAACAAGUGUAUGGAGAUCAAACGAUCAAAAGGAAAUAAGUAUUGUCUGAAUUUUUCCGGAGGCGAAGGACACUUUGUCUACCGGUGUCCUAGCUAGCUACCGAUGUCGCCCCUGCCUCCCGCCUGUUGUGUACCGGAGUCCUCCUAGCUAGCUAGCACAGUGGCCUUCGCUCCCGCCUGCCCUCACCAUCAUUAACAGAAAAGCAGUGCUCCAACAGGCAGGGGUGAAGGAGACUAUCUACUGGUGUCCUAGCUGGCUAGCUACCUAUCCCGCCUGCUGUUUGCCAGAGUCCUAGCUAGCUAGCACACAGAGUCCCUCGCUAACGCUUCCUGAACACCUGCCCUUGCCGUCGUUAAAAGAACUGCAGGAAAACAGUGUCCAACAGGCGGGGGCGAAAUACACGGUCCUAGCUAGCCAGCUACCAUUGUCGCCCCCAGCUUCUUCUUCUUCUGUGGGGUCUAUCGGCAUCCAACGCUAUGGUUCAUUACUGCCACCUCAAAUCAAAUCAAAUCAAAUUGUAUUGGUCACAUGCGCCGAAUACAACAGGUGCAGACAUUACAGUGAAAUGCUUACUUACAGCCCUUAACCAACAGUGCAUUUAUUUUAAACAAAAAAGUAAGAAUAAAACAACAACAAAAAAGUGUUGAGAAAAAAGAGCAGAAGUAAAAUAAAGUGACAGUAGGGAGGCUAUAUAUACAGUAAAAUAAAGUGACAGUAGGGAGGCUAUAUAUACAGGGGGGGUACCGUUGCAUAGUCAAUGUGCGGGGGCACCGGCUAGUUGAGGUAGUUGAGGUAAUAUGUACAUGUGGGUAGAGUUAAAGUGACUAUGCAUAAAUACUUAACAGAGUAGCAGCAGCGUAAAAAGGAUGGGGUGGGGGGGGCAGUGCAAAUAGUCCGGGUAGCCAUGAUUAGCUGUUCAGGAGUCUUAUGGCUUGGGGGUAGAAGCUGUUGAGAAGUCUUUUGGACCUAGACUUGGCACUCCGGUACCGCUUGCCGUGCGGUAGCAGAGAGAACAGUCUAUGACUAGGGUGGCUGGAGUCUUUGACAAUUUUGAGGGCCUUCCUCUGACACCGCCUGGUAUAGAGGUCCUGGAUGGCAGGGAGCUUUGCCCCAGUGAUGUACUGGGCCGUACGCACUACCCUCUGUAGUGCCUUGCGGUCAGAGGCCAAGCAGUUGCCAUACCAGGCGGUGAUGCAACCAGUCAGGAUGCUCUCGAUGGUGCAGCUGUAGAAUUUUUUGAGGAUCUGAGGACCCAUGCCAAAUCUUUUUAGUCUCCUGAGGGGGAAUAGGCUUUGUCGUGCCCUCUUCACGACUGUCUUGGUGUGUUUGGACCAUGAUAGUUCGUUGGUGAUGUGGACACCAAGGAACUUGAAGCUCUCAACCUGUUCCACUACAGCCCCGUCGAUGAGAAUGGGGGCGUGCUCAGUCCUCUUUUUUUUCCUGUAGUCCACAAUCAUCUCCUUUGUCUUGGUCACGUUGAGGGAGAGGUUGUUGUCCUGGCACCACACGGCCAGAUCUCUGACCUCCUCCCUAUAGGCUGUCUCAUCGUUGUCGGUGAUCAGGCCUACCACUGUUGUGUCGUCGGCAAACUUAAUGAUGGUGUUGGAGUCGUGCCUGGCCAUGCAGUCAUGGGUGAACAGAGAGUACAGGAGGGGACUGAGCACGCACCCCUGAGGGGCCCCCGUGUUGAGGAUCAGUGUGGCAGAUGUGUUGUUACCUACCCUUACCACCUGGGGGCGGCCCGUCAGGAAGUCCAGGAUCCAGUUGCAGAGGGAGGUGUUUAGUCCCAGGAUCCUUAGCUUAGUGAUGAGCUUAGAGGGCACUAUGGUGUUGAAUGCUGAGCUGUAGUCAAUGAAUAGCAUUCUCACGUAGGUGUUCCUCUUGUCCAGGUGGGAAAGGGCAGUGUGGAGUGCGAUAGAGAUUGCAUCAUCUGUGGAUCUGUUGGGGCGGUAUGCAAAUUGGAGUGGGUCUAGGGUUUCUGGGAUUAUGCUGUUGAUGUGAGCCAUGACCAGUCUUUCAAAGCACUUCAUGGCUACAGACGUCAGUGCUACGGGUCGGUAGUCAUUUAGGCAGGUUAUCUUAGAGUUCUUGGGCACGGGGACUAUGGUGGUCUGCUUGAAACAUGUUGGUAUUACAGACUCAGUCAGGGACAUGUUGAAAAUGUCAGUGAAGACACUUGCCAGUUGGUCAGCACAUGCUCGGAGUACACGUCCUGGUAAUCCGUCUGGCCCUGCGGCCUUGUGAAUGUUGACCUGCUUAAAAGUCUUACUCACAUCGGCUACGGAGAGCGUGAUCACAUAGUCGUCCGGAACAGCUGGUGCUCUCGUGCAUGCUUCAGUGUUGCUUGCCUCGAAGCGAGCAUAGAAGUGGUUUAGCUCGUCUGGUAGGCUUGUGUCACUGGGCUGCUCGCGGCUGUGCUUCCCUUUGUAGUCUGUAAUAGUUUUCAAGCCCUGCCACAUCCGACGAGCGUCAGAGCCAGUGUAGUAUGAUUCAAUCUUAGACCUGUAUUGACUCUUUGCCUGUUUGAUGGUUCGUCGGAGGUCAUAGCGGGAUUUCUUAUAAGCGUCCGGGUUAGAGUCCCGUUCCUUGAAAGCGGCAGCUCUACCCUUUAGCUCAGUGCGGAUGUUUCCUGUAAUCCAUGGCUUCUGGUUGGGGUAUGUACGUACGGUCACUGUGGGGACGACAUCAUCGAUGCACUUAUUGAUGAAGCCAGUGACUGAUGUGGUGUACUCCUCAAUGCUGUCUGAAGAAUCCCGGAACAUGUUCCAGUCUGUGCUAGCAAAACAGUCCUGUAGCUUAGCAUCUGCGUCAUCUGACCACUUUUUUAUUAGCCGAAUCACUGUACUGUACUGUACUGUACUGUACUGUGAGAUGGGGGCGCUGUACUGCAGCGCCCCCAUCUCCAUACCGGAGUCCUGGUUUAAAAAUGGACCAAUAGAAGUAUUAAGAGGGGUUCAUGCAGACGCAGAAAUGCCCACAUGUAUGAACACCCCCCAAUUGCGGGCCGCAAUUGCACCAUUCUCACUAGCUACAGUAGCCAAGCUACAUUUGUGUUGUUCAAGACAAACGGGCUUCAGUUAGCAGCAACGUGUACAUUCGAUGGAACAACAGUGGUAAUGAUUUAUCCUUGCUUAUAAAAGCAGGGUCGCUACAAUAUAUUCUGCCAACAUGAUAUAAUAGGACAAUGUCAUCCUGUUUUUCCAAAUGGUUAAGAAUCAUACAAUUGAUGCAUUUGUCAAUUGGCCAUGCUCCCAGCAGGCUUUGCGGUGCCAAUGUGAAAAGAUUAGUAUAAUAAUAUGCCAUUUAGCAGACGCUUUUAUCCAAAGCGAUUUACAGUCAUGCGUGCCUACAUUUUUGUGUACGGGUGGUCCCGGGGAUCGAACCCACUACCCUGGCGUUACAAGCGCCGUGCUUUUCCAGCUGAGCUGAGCUACCACUUGAAGCUUAUGUCAAUACAUUCCAGUCAAUGGGAAAAUAUGAGACUCACAGACAGACAGACAUGUCUCUCCCUCUCUCUCUACUUCUCUAGUCCCCCCUCUCUCUCUUCUCUCUCUAACCUCUCUCUCUCUAUCUCUAAUUCCCCCCUCUUUUCUUCUCUCUCUACCCCCUUUUCUCUCUAUUUUAAUCCCCCCUCCCUGUCUCUUCUUCGUCUAACUUCUUCUCUAUUCUCUAAUCCUCCUCUCCCUAUUCCUCCUCAAAUCUCGUCUCUUAAAAUCGUCCCUUCUCUCUCUUACCUCUCUUAUUAUCUCUAAUCCCCCUCUCCCCGUUCUUCUCUCUCUACCUUCUCUUCCCUAUUUCUAAUCCAUCCCCCCUCUCCCUGUCUUUUCUUUUCUAAAACCUUUUCUCUCUACUUCUCUAAUCCCCCUCUCCCUGGGCUCUUCUCUCUCUACCUCCCCUCCUCUAUUCUCUAAUCCCCCCUCUCCCUGUCUCUUCUCUCUCUACCUCUCUCUCUAUUCUCUAAUCCCCCCUCUCCCUGUCUCUUCUCUCUCUACCCCUCUCUUCCUAUUCUCUAAUCCCCCUUCUCCCUGUCUCUUCUCUCUCUACCUCCCUCUCUCUCUACUUCUCUAGUCCCCCCUCUCACUGUCUCUUCGCUCUUCCCUCUCAAUUUCAAUUUCAAUUUAAGGUCUUUAUUAGCAUGGGAAACGUGUGUUAACGUUGCCAAAGCAAGUGAAGUAGAUAGUAAACAAAAGUGAAAUAAACAAUAAAUAUUAACAGUAAACAUUACACUCAGAAGUUUCAAAAGAAUAAAGACAUUUCAAAUGUCAUAUUAUGUAUAUAUACAGUGUUGUAACAAUGUGCAAAUAGUUAAAGUACAAAUGGGAAAAUAAAUAAACAUAAAUAUGGGUUGUAUUUACAAUGGUGUUUGUUCUUCACUGGUUGCCCUUUUCUUGUGGCAACAGGUCACAAAUAUUGCAGCUGUGAUGGCACACUGGUUUUUCACCCAGUAGAUAAGGGAGUUUAUCAAAAUUGGGUUUGUUUUCGAAUUCUUUGUGGAUCGCUGUAAUCUGAGGGAAAUAUGUGUCUCUAAUAUGGUCAUACAUUUGGCAAGAGGUUAGGAAGUGCAGCUCAGUUUCCACCUCAUUUUGUGGGCAGUGUGCACAUAGCCUGUCUUCUCUUGAGUGCCAGGUCUGCCUACGGCGGCCUUUCUCAAUAGCAAGGCUAUGCUCACUGAGUCUGUACAUAGUCAAAGCUUUCCUUAAGUUUGGGUCAGUCACAGUGGUCAGGUAUUCUGCCACUGUGUACUCUCUGUUUAGGGCCAAAUAGCAUUCUAGUUUGCUCUGUUUUUUUGUUUGUUCUUUCCAAUGUGUCAAGUAAUUAUAUUUUUGUUUUCUCAUGAUUUGGUUGGGUCUAAUUGUGUUGUUGUUGUUGUUGUUGUCCUGGGGCUCUGUGGGGUCUGUUUGUGAACAGAGCCCCAGGACAAGCUUACUUAGGGGACUCUUCUCCAAGUUCAUCUCUCUGUAGGUGAGGGCUUUGUUAUGGAAGGUUUGGGAAUCGCUUCCUUUUAAGUGGUUAUAGAAUUUAACGGCUCUUUUCUGGAUUUUGAUAAUGAGCGGGUAUUGGCCUAAUUCUGCUCUGCAUGCAUUAUUUGGUGUUUUACGUUGUACACGGAGGAUGUUUUUGCAGAAUUCUGCAUGCAGAGUCUCAAUUUGGUGUUUGUCCCAUUUUGUGAAUUCUUGGUUGGUGAGCGGACCCCAGACCUCAGAACCAUAAAGGACAAUGGGUUCUAUAACUGAUUCAAGUAUUUUUAGCCAGAUCCUAAUUGGUAUGUCAAAUUUUAUCGCACACUUGUUGUUUGUGUACAUGGAUUUUAUAAUGUCGUGAGAGGGGGGGAGGGAGGGAGGGGGGGGGGGGGGAGAGGGGGAGGGGGGGAGGGAGGGGUGCAAUGGCUGACUUUUCAAACUAUUCAAGGUGCUGAAUUCCGAUUCCCUACCCGUCUUCCUGAAACGUGCUCUUUAAACAUGAAUGAACUAGAGAAGGAAUUUACACCCUGUUCCUUCCACCUGUCCUUUUUAGAUCGGACGACAAAUGAAGAGAAACUAAAUGGUGGAAUGGGUUCAUACUCAAAAACAUGUCGCAUAAAGCUUACUUCAUUCAGCGUGUUGGUACAAAUGUUAUUUUAAUUAAAAACAGCGUUUUUUAAAGAACAACAGAUGAGCAGCAGGUGAUUCUAAUCAGGGUGGCCACUCAUCGGCCAAUCAGGAAUGUGGCUUCUCUGGUCUACCUGUAUACAAAUGAGUCACAAAGAGAUACAGAAUUAUAGGGUAUGGGAGGGGCCACGAAGGGCAACUCACCAAUCAACCGCCCCAGGUGUCCCCUCACCUAAAUACAUCAUAUCAAUUCAUGAGAUAGGUUCAUAAAUAUGUGGAGCCAACUCAUAAACGAUAUGCAAAAUCUGAUAUGGACAGUGUUCUUGUAUAACAGUCUAAAUGUGGCUUAUAGGAAGGAGGUGAAAUCUAGUUCUUCGUUUUAAACCGUGUGGAGAUACAGAAUUGAUUUUAUAUAUCCACAUGGCUUCUCUUUUGAUGACAAGUCAGGGAGAAGGGAAGAAGAUUGUGACCCAACCUCCUCUCUCCCUCCAUCUCUUCUCUCUUUCCCCGUCCUAACAGAAUCCCCCUUUCCUCUGCCCUCCCUGGGCUUCCUGGUCCCUCCUCUCCGGAUGAUGUCAGCGGUCAUGUGGCAGGUGGUGCGCCAGGGCAACACAAAGCAUUAUGGGAAACUGGAGGAGUUUGUAUCCAUGGUCACAGAGGCGGUUCCAGAUCUCCUGUCCAACAGACAGAAGUGGCUGCUGACCCUGGCUCUCAGAGGACGGGUAAGAGACUCCCCAGCAUGCUUCAGCAGAAUCACUGAUCUACAAACUGGAACAAACUCAUUAUGUGGGGUCCAGAUUAGCAGCUUGCUCAGGCCAAUCCCCUGGAAGGUUCUGUUUGUGAUUGGAGGCUAAAAAAUUGGAACUCGCACAUGGAAGUCUGCUUGUUGCAGGUGCAUGGGAUUAAAAGAGAGACCUGCACACUACUCUUGCUAGUAUCUCUUAUGGUUUAUUAAGGUUGUGUGAUUGGAGGCUUCAUGCAGCAGUUGGUAACUGGUUGAUUCUUGUCUAAGGUGAGUCUACAACUAUUAGGGUCUGGGCAUCCGGAUGACCUCAAGGCUGUUCAAAGCCACCUGGAUAGAAUCACAACAUCUGGUCUCAAAGAGGUGAGUGUUUUAAUCAACUGGUGAGCAAUUCUGACAAGCCUGUUCUCUUAAACGGUAAGCAGUAAGGGGCAGUUUCCCGGACACAGACAGCCAAGUCCUGGACUAAAAAGCACUUUCAAAGGAGAUUCUCCGGGACUAGGCUCAGUCUGUGUCCAGGGAACCGCCACGGUUCAGCUUGUGAUGUUUGUCUGGACCCCUUAUGUGUUGCAGUCAAACGAUGCAGCGAUUGAAUUUGCUGAAGCCAACUUCCUGAAACUGAUCCAGAGCCUAGUGGAAGACCCAGAUAGGAGGAAACACUUCUUCAAGGUAUGAUACUUCUCCAAGUCACACUGAUACAGAUCCCAACUGAUGCACUGCACUUUAUCAGAUCAAGUUGACCUCAUGUUUAGUGCUAACCUCAAUACAAGGAAGUAUGCUGUUUUUUUAGACUAUUGAAACAGGUUGUAAGUCUCUCUUGUACAAUAGGUUGUGUUCCCGGUGAAGUAUGGACCUAACUUUGACUCAGCGCUGCAGAAUCUGGUGUAUCAUUUGCUGUCCAGACUAGAGGACCUACUGCCCAUCCCUGACUUCAAACAGGUACAGACAGACAGACAGACGGACGGAUAGAGACAGACUGACACAGACUGACAGACAGACUGACAGACAGCCACAGAGAGACACAGUAAGAUAGAGAAACAAUAGCUAUGUUUUGUUCUGAACAGUAAACUGGGUUCAGUAAGGUAAAACAUUGAGGAAAUUGCAGAUAUGUAAAUCUUUGUCGUCACAAUACAACUGAGUGGCGCUGUGGUCUAAGGCGCUGCAUCGCAGUGCUAACUGUGCCACUAGAGAUCCUGGUUCGAAUCCAGGCUCUGUCGCAGCCGGCCGCGACCGGGAGACUCAUGGGCGGCGCACAAUUGGCCCAGCGUCGUCCAGGGUAGGGGAGGGAAUGGCCGGCAGGGAUGUAGCUCAGUUGGUAGAGCAUGGCGUUUGCAACGCCAGGGUUGUGGGUCCAAUUCCCACGGGGGGCCAGUAUAAAAAAAUAUGUAUUCACUAACUGUAAGUCGCUCUGGAUAAGAGCGUCUGCUAAAUGACUAAAAUGUAAAUGUAACUGUCAUUUUCACCACUGCUCUCUCUGCUGUCUCCAGACUGCUUUGUUGAUCAGUGCUGCCCCCUCUGUUCUGGAGGACUCAAUGCACUGUGUCUCCCAUGGGGAGGAUCUGAAGUCUCUGCUACAGAACCGACAGUGCCACGGGAAACUCAAGCUGCCCAAGAGCGGUGAGCCUCUGUCUGCAUCCCAAAUGACCCUCUAUUCCCAUAGGGCUCUGCUCAAAAGUAGUGCACUAUGUAGGGAAGCAGUGUCCAACUCAUUCCACCGAGUGUGCUGGUUUUUGUUAUUUCCUUUCAAUUUGUGUCCAAUGACCUUCGACACGCAGGGUAACCAAUCAGUGAGUGGUCAUCAAGGCAAAGGGUGGCUAUUUGAAGAAUCUCAAAUAUAAAAUGUUUGAUUAGUUUAACACCCAUUUGGUUACUACAUGAUUCCAUAUGUGUUAUUUCAUAGUUUUGAUGUCUUCACUAUUAUUCUACAAUGUAGAAAAUAGUAAAAAAUAAAGAAUAACCCUUGAAUGAGUAGGUGUGUCCAAACUUUUGACUGGUACUGUAUAUAAUAACCUCACAAUUGUUUCCCAUUUUCUUUCCAUUGGUCCUGGUUGUCACUGUUCAGCUCCCUUGCGGACAGAGGACCGCCUCCUCAUCUCCUUAUCCUUCCCUCCCUCAAUGAGACUGGCCAAUGCCUCGCGCCCCAGCGCCAGCAAAUCAGAAGGCUUCCCUGACUGUGAGAACCCGCCCCCGCAGGUCAGAGAUUACCAGGGGACUAUGACUGACAGUUUGAGUGGCCAAUGGGCUGAGUCCAAAGCAAGUAUAGAUCAAAACAGGAUUGGAACAGAUUCAGUAGAACACCAAGGAGGUUCUCAAAGAAAGGACAACCAGAAGGACAACCAGAAGGACAACCAGAAGGACAACCAGAAGGACAACCAGAAGGACAAACAGAAGGACAACCAGAAGGACGUGAAGGAGAAAGGUGUGGAAAGACAACGUGUGCAGUUGUCUGAGGAAGGGAGGAAAGCACUAGACACUGAGCACCAAUACUCACUGAGCACCAACACUGCUCCUCAGACUGCUGAACAAGACACUGCCCCAUCAGCCAGCCAACAAGCUGCCUCCGUCUCUGCCCAGAGCACUACCUCAACAUCCAUCAACACUACACAAGGGCCCCCAACAGCCAACUCCAGCACCGUAUCGUCCUCCACCCCUGCCUCCAGCACCGUAUCGUCCUCCACCCCUGCCUCCAGCACCGUAUCGUCAGAGCAGCCUCGGCGGCGCGUUGCCCAUAAGUGCCCCCAGUGUGGCCGUUGUUUCAUCUACCGCUAUAAGAUGCUCGAGCACCAGAGACUCCACACAGGGGAGAACCCCUACAAGUGUUCCCAGUGUGGCAAGACCUUCAGAAGGUCCUCGGAGAUGUCCACCCACCGCCGGACACAGUGCUCCAACGCGGCCUACGUCUGUAUCAAAUGUGGAAGCAGUUUUGGGUCGGGCAGGGAGCGGGUCAGCCACCGGUGUUGUGGUAGCAAAGCGGCGGCGCCGAAGUUUGAAUGUCCGCAGUGCGGGAAGAACUUCAAGUGGCACAACUCGUUAAAGAAACACCUGGUAACCCACACCAGGAAGAAGGGCUUCAAUUGCAGGUACAUUAACAUUACACUAUUACGCUAAAUUCACCUUAUUCCCUAUAUAGUGCUUCAUUCUAUAGCUAGAGGACUCCUGAUAUCUCCAGGAGUGAUAAGUAUAAUGUUUUGUUUUAUCUGUUGUUGUCUAGUCCUGUCUUGUUGCUAGCUAAGGGCCAUCUACUGUGCUGCCUGUCUUCCCAGUAGCCUACUUGGUGUGUGAACUGCUGACUGCUCAUAAAUUGCAGCUGAUUGUUGACACAUCGACCAGGAUCAAGGGGCGGGGCAAUGUGUGACUGUUGUUGUUUUGGUAAUCCGUGGCUGUGUUGGAGGGGGAGUGGUUUCUCCUCGUUAAUCAACAAUUAGUACCGGGAGGUGUGCUCUGCACCUCUGGUAGGCAAUUAGCGUUAGUACUUCAGUCUAUCCUGUUUUCUCAGCGGCGGUCUCGUUGCUGAAACGAAGACGGUUCUGCUGAGUUGAUCUGCAGAGUUAUUCGAGGAAGGCUCCACACCUCUCAUCUCUCACUGAGUAUCUUAGUUAUUUUCAGAUGAUCUCAUUUUGCUCUUUUGUAGCUUUGUCAACUAUGUGUGUGUUUUCUAUACCUGUUGGCUCCUCCCCCUGAAGGCUUUACAGACAAACCCUUGGUUGCAACCUUUCUAAUUUAAUGUGCCUUGCGCACACAACCCAUGUGGAGUUCCUGGUCUCUGGCAGCGUUUGGAACGGCCCAACUGCAGUCAAGAACGCAGAGUUCAUCUCAGCCUGUGCUUCCCUUCAGUCCCCUGACGGAGACAUGGAUCACCCCAGAGAACACUGCUACUCCAGCUGCUCUCUCCUCAUCUGACUACGUUUUCUCUCAUAGUCCGAGAGCAUCUGGUCAUCACGGGGGUGGUACAGGUCUACUCAUUUCUCCUAAGUGGAGAUGUUCUCUUUCCUCCCUCUCUCACCUGUCCAUCUCAUUUCCUCCCUCUCUCACCUGUCCAUCUCCUUUCCUCCCUCUCUCACCUGUCCAUCUCCUUUCCUCCCUCUCUCACCUGUCCAUCUCCUUUCCUCCUUCUCUCACCUGUCCAUCUCCUUUCCCUCCCUCUCUCACCUGUCCAUCUCCUUUCCUCCCUCUCUCACCUGUCCAUCUCCUUUCCUCCCUCUCUCACCUGUCCAUCUCCUUUCCUCCUUCUCUCACCUGUCCAUCUCCUUUCCACCCUCUCUCACCUGUCCAUCUCCUUUCCUCCCUCUCUCACCUCUCACAUUUUAAUUAUGUGCUGUCACUGUCACUUGUCCACUCAAGCGUAACAUUGUUGCCAUCUAUCACCCACCUGGUGCCCUUAGAGAGUUCCUCAAUGAGCUUGACACCUUGAUAAGCUAAUUUCCCGACGAUGGCUCACUGCUCUUCGUACUGGGCGACUUCAACCUUCUCACUUCGACUCAUUUCUUUCCACCUCUUUCUUUCCCCUCCUUGCCUCUUUUGACCUCACCCUUUCCCAGUUCCCUCCCACUGACAGGGCAGGCAAUAGGCUUGACCUCAUCUUUACUAGAGGCUGUUCUCCUACUAUUCUCACUGCAACCCCCCUCCAGGUCUCUGAUCACUACUUUGUUUCCUUUUCUGUCUCCCUUCUCCUCCAACCCUACUUGCUCUCUUCUAUCCUAUCAUUUCUCCCUUCUGCUAAAUCCUUCUCCCUCCUGUCUCCUGAUUCUGCCUCUUCGACCCUACUCUCCUCCCUUUCCGCAUCCAAUGACUCACACUGUCCCCUUUCCUCCCGGCCGGCUCGGCCCUCUCCUCCUGCCCCAUAGGCCCACCCACUGGGGAGCCAGACCCAGCCAAUCAGAAUGAGUUUUUUCCCCACAAAAGGCCAGACAGAAAUACUCCUCAGUUUCAUCAGCUGUCUGGGUGGCUGGUCUCAGCUCCCGCAGGUGAAGAAGCCGGAUGUGGAGGUCCUGGGCUGGCGUGGAGGUCCUGGGCUGGCGUGGAGGUCCUGGGCUGGCGUGGAGUGUCCUGGCGCUGGCUGUGUGAGGUCCUGGGCUGGCGUGGAGGUCCUGGGCUGGCGUGGAGGUCCUGGGCUGGCGUGGAGGUCCUGGGCUUGGCGUGGAGGUCCUGGGCUGGCGUGGAGGUCCUGGGGCUGGCGUGGAGGUCCUGGGGCUGGCUGGAGGUCCUGGGCUGGCGUGGAGGUCCUGGGCUGGCGUGGAGGUCCUGGGCUGGCGUGGAGGUCCCUGGGCUGGCGUGGAGGUCCUUGGGUGCUGGCGUGGUAGUUGUGGUCUGGGGAGGUCCUGGGCUGGCGUGGAGGUCCUGGGCUGGCGUGGUUACAUGUGGUCUGGGGAGGUCCUGUGGCUGGCGUGGAGGUCCUGGGCUGGCGUGGAGGUCCUGGGCUGGCGUGGAGGUCCUGGGCUGGCGUGGAGGUCCUGGGCUGGCGUGGAGGUCCUGGGCUGGCGUGGAGGUCCUGGGCUGGCGUGGAGGUCCUGGGCUGGCGUGGAGGUCCUGGGCUGGCGUGGAGGUCCUGGGCUGGCGUGGUUACACGUGGUCUGGGGAGGUCCUGGGCUGGCGUGGUUACACGUGGUCUGGGGAGGUCCUGGGCUGGCGUGGUUACACGUGGUCUGGGGAGGUCCUGGGCUGGCGUGGUUACACGUGGUCUGGGGAGGUCCUGGGCUGGCGUGGUUACACGUGGUCUGCGGAGGUCCUGGGCUGGCGUGGUUACACGUGGUCUGGGGUUGUGAGGCCGGUUGGACGUACUGCCAAAUUCUCUAAAACGACGUUGGAGGCAUUACAUUAUCUGGCAACAGCCCUGGUGGACAUUCCUGCAGUCAGCAUGACAAUUGUACGCUCCCUCAAAACUUGAGACAUCUGUGGCAUUGUGUUGUAUGAAAAAACUGCACAUUUUAGAGUGGCCUUUUAUUGUCCCAAGCACAAGGUGCACCUGUGUAAUGAUCAUGGUGUUUAAUCAGCUUCUUGAUAUGCCACACCUGUCAGGUGGAUGGAUUAUCUUGGCAAAGGAGAAAUGCUCACCAACAGGGAUGUAAAGAAAUGUGUGCAAUUAUUUUGUGAGAAAUACGGGUUUUGUGCAUAUGGAACAUUUCUGGGAUCUUUUAUUUCAGCUCAUGAAACAUGGGACCAACACUUUACAAAUCAAAUCAAAUCAAAUGUUAUUUGUCACAUGCGCAGAAUACAACAGGUGUUGACCUUACAGUGAAAUACUUACUGACAAGCCCUUAACCAACAAUGCAGAUUUAAGAAAAAUAAGUGUUAAGUACAAAAUAGAUAAGUAAGAAAUAACAUGGUUAAAGAGCAGCAGUAAAAUAACAGUAGGGAGGCUAUAUACAGGGGGUACCGGUACAGAGGCUAUAUACAGGCUAUAUACAGGGGGGACCGGUACAGAGGCUAUAUACAGGGGGGACCGGUACAGAGGCUAUAUACAGGGGGGACCGGUACAGAGGCUAUAUACAGGGGGGACCGGUACAGAGGCUAUAUACAGGCUAUAUACAGGGGGGACCGGUACAGAGGCUAUAUACAGGCUAUAUACAGGCUAUAUACAGGGGGGACCGGUACAGAGGCUAAUAUAACAGGCUAAUACAGGCUAUAUACAGGGGGGGGACUGGGACAGAGGCUAUAUACAGGCUAUAUACAGGGGGGACUGGGACAGAGGCUAUAUACAGGCUAUAUACAGGGGGGACUGGGACAGAGGCUAUAUACAGGCUAUAUACAGGGGGGACCGGUACAGAGGCUAAAUACAGGCUAUAUACAGCUAUAUACAGGGGGGACCGGUACAGAGGCUAUAUACAGGCUAUAUACAGCUAUAUACAGGGGGGACCGGGACAGAGUCAAUGUGAAAUAACAGUAGGGAGGCUAUAUACAGGGGGUACCGGUACAGAGUCAAUGUGUAAUAACAGUAGGGAGGCUAUAUACAGGGGGUACCGGUACAGAGUCAAUGGGAAAUAACAGUAGGGAGGCUAUAUACAGGGGGUACCGGUACAGAGUCAAUGGGAAAUAACAGUAGGGAGGCUAUAUACAGGGGGUACCGGUACAGAGUCAAUGGGAAAUAACAGUAGAGAGGCUAUAUACAGGGGGUACCGGUACAGAGUCAAUGGGAAAUAACUGUAGGGAGGCUAUAUACAGGGGGUACCGGUACAGAGUCAAUGGGAAAUAACAGUAGGGAGGCUAUAUACAGGGGGUACCGUUACAGAGUCAAUGGGAAAUAACAGUAGGGAGGCUAUAUACAGGGGGUACCGGUACAGAGUCAAUGUGUAAUAACAGUAGGGAGGCUAUAUACAGGGGGGUACCGGUACAGAGUCAAUGGGAAAUAACUGUAGGGAGGCUAUAUACAGGGGGGUACCGGUACAGAGUCAAUGGGAAAUAACAGUAGGGAGGCUAUAUACAGGGGGUACCGUUACAGAGUCAAUGGGAAAUAACAGUAGGGAGGCUAUAUACAGGGGGUACCGGUACAGAGUCAAUGGGAAAUAACAGUAGGGAGGCUAUAUACAGGGGGUACCGUUACAGAGUCAAUGGGAAAUAACAGUAGGGAGGCUAUAUACAGGGGGUACCGGUACAGAGUCAAUGGGAAAUAACAGUAGGGAGGCUAUAUACAGGGGGUACCGGUACAGAGUCAAUGGGAAAUAACAGUAGGGAGGCUAUAUACAGGGGGUACCGGUACAGAGUCAAUGGGAAAUAACAGUAGGGAGGCUAUAUACAGGGGGUACCGGUACAGAGUCAAUGGGAAAUAACAGUAGGGAGGCUAUAUACAGGGGGUACCGGUACAGAGUCAAUGGGAAAUAACAGUAGGGAGGCUAUAUACAAGGGGGUACCGGGACAGAGUCAAUGUGUAAUAACAGUAGGAGGCUAUAUACAGGGGGUACCGGUACAGAGUCAAUGGGGAAAUAACAGUAGGGAGGCUAUAUACAGGGGGUACCGGUACAGAGUCAAUGUGUAAUAACAGUAGGGAGGCUAUAUACAGGGGGUACCGGUACAGAGUCAAUGGGAAAUAACUGUAGGGAGGCUAUAUACAGGGGGUACCGGUACAGAGUCAAUGGGAAAUAACAGUAGGGAGGCUAUAUACAGGGGGGUACCGUUACAGAGUCAAUGGGAAAUAACAGUAGGGAGGCUAUAUACAGGGGGUACCGGUACAGAGUCAAUGGGAAUAACAGUAGGGAGGCUAUAUACAGGGGGUACCGUACAGAGUCAAUGGGAAAUAACAGUAGGAGGCUAUAUACAGGGGUACCGGUACAGAGUCAAUGGGAAAUAACAGUAGGGAGGCUAUAUACAGGGGGUACCGGUACAGAGUCAAUGGGAAAUAACAGUAGGGAGGCUAUAUACAGGGGGUACCGGUACAGAGUCAAUGGGAAAUAACAGUAGGGAGGCUAUAUACAGGGGGUACCGGUACAGAGUCAAUGGGAAAUAACAGUAGGGAGGCAUAUAACAGGGGGUACCGGGACAGAGUCAAUGUGUAAUAACAGUAGGGAGGCUAUAUACAGGGGGUACAGGUACAGAGUCAAUGGGAAAUAACAGUAGGGAGGCUAUAUACAGAGGGGUACCGGUACAGAGUCAAUGGGAAAUACAGUAGGGAGGCUAUUACAGGGGUACCGGUACAGAGUCAAUGGGAAAUACAGUUGGGAGGCUAAUACAGGUGGGUACCGGUACAGAGUCAAUGGGAAUAACAGUAGGGAGGCUAUAUACAGGGGUACCGGUACAGAGUCAAUGGAAAUAACAGUAGGGAGGCUAUAUACAGGGGUACCGGUACAGAGUCAAUGUGAAAUAACAGUAGGGGUACCGGUACAGAGUCAAUGGGAAAUAACAGUAGGGAGGCUAUAUACAGGGGGUACCGGACAGAGUCAAUGUGCGGGGGCACAGGUUAGUCGAGGUAAUUGAGGUGUUGCGUUUAUAUUUUUGUUCAGUAUACUUUUGACCAGGGCCCACAGGGAUUCGGUCGAAAGUAGUGCACUAUGUAGGGAACAGGGAGGCAUUUGGGACUCACACUGAUUCAUGAUUGGUGACUCACACUGUGAUUCAUGAUUGGUGACUCACACUGUGAUUCAUGAUUGGUGACUCACACUGUGAUUCAUGAUUGGUGACUCACACUGUGAUUCAUGAUUGGUGACUCACCCUGUGAUUCAUGAUUGGUGACUCACACUGUGAUUCAUGAUUGGUGACUCACACUGUGAUUCAUGAUUGGUGACUCACACUGUGAUUCAUGAUUGGUGACUCACACUGUGAUUCAUGAUUGGUGACUCACACUGUGAUUCAUGAUUGGUGACUCACACUGUGAUUCAUGAUUGGUGACUCACACUGUGAUUCAUGAUUGGUGACUCACACUGUGAUUCAUGAUUGGUGACUCACACUGUGAUUCAUGAUUGGUGACUCAUGAGGGAAAUAAUGUUUUGUAUUUAAUGUCCUGUAAGGGAAAAGCAGAAAUCUGUGUCCCAAAUGGCAGCCUAUCCCUUAUUGGCCCUGGUCUACAGUAGUGCACUAUAUAAGGGAACAGGGAGGCAUUUGGGACUCAGGCAAUAAAGGCUACCUUAUAUAAAGUGCUAUCCUGUGUAUUGUCAGGUACUGUGGUGAGGGGCCGUUCCCGGGCGUCGCCGAGCUGAGGGCCCACCAGAAGGCCCAUGACGGAGAAGAGAAGCCCUACAAGUGUGAACAGUGUGGAAAGUGCUUCAGCUCCCAGGUAUUCUGUUGUAUUCAGCUCCCAGGUGUUCUGUUGUAUUCAGCUCCCAGGUGUUCUGUUGUAUUCAGCUCCCAGGUGUUCUGUUGUAUUCAGCUCCCAGGUGUUCUGUUGUAUUCAGCUCCCAGGUGUUCUGUUGUAUUCAGCUCCCAGGUGUUCUGUUGUAUUCAGCUCCCAGGUGUUCUGUUGUAUUCAGCUCCCAGGUGUUCUGUUGUAUUCAGCUCCCAGGUGUUCUGUGUAUUCAGCUCCCAGGUGUUCUGUUGUAUUCAGCUCCCAGGUGUUCUGUUGUAUUCAGCUCCCAGGUGUUCUGUUGUAUUCAGCUCCCAGGUGUUCUGUUGUAUUCAGCUCCCAGGUGUUCUGUUGUAUUCAGCUCCCAGGUGUUCGUUGUAUUCAGCUCCCAGGUGUUCUGUUGUAUUCAGCUCCCAGGUGUUCUGUUGUAUUCAGCUCCCAGGUGUUCUGUUGUAUUCAGCUCCCAGGUGUUCUGUUGUAUUCAGCUCCCAGGUGUUCUGUUGUAUUCAGCUCCCAGGUGUUCUGUUGUAUUCAGCUCCCUGGUGUUCUGUUGUAUUCAGCUCCCAGGUGUUCUGUUGUAUUCAGCUCCCAGGUAUUCUGGUGUAUUCAGCUCCCAGGUGUUCUGUUGUAUUCAGCUCCCAGGUGUUCUGUUGUAUUCAGCUCCCAGGUGUUCUGUUGUAUUCAGCUCCCAGGUGUUCUGUUGUAUUCAGCUCCCAGGUGUUCUGUUGUAUUCAGCUCCCAGGUGUUCUGUUGUAUUCAGCUCCCAGGUGUUCUGUUGUAUUCAGCUCCCAGGUGUUCUGUUGUAUUCAGCUCCCAGGUGUUCUGUUGUAUUCAGCUCCCAGGUGUUCUGUUGUAUUCAGCUCCCAGGUGUUCUGUUGUAUUCAGCUCCCAGGUGUUCUGUUGUAUUCAGCUCCCAGGUGUUAUGUUGUAUUCAGCUCCCUUGUGUUCUGUUGUAUUCAGCUCCCAGGUGUUCUGUUGUAUUCAGCUCCCAGGUAUUCUGGUGUAUUCAGCUCCCAGGUGUUCUGUUGUAUUCAGCUCCCAGGUGUUCUGUUGUAUUCAGCUCCCAGGUGUUCUGUUGUAUUCAGCUCCCAGGUGUUCUGUUGUAUUCAGCUCCCAGGUAUUCUGGUGUAUUCAGCUCCCAGGUGUUCUGUUGUAUUCAGCUCCCAGGUGUUCUGUUGUAUUCAGCUCCCAGGUGUUCUGUUGUAUUCAGCUCCCAGGUGUUCUGUUGUAUUCAGCUCCCAGGUGUUCUGUUGUAUUCAGCUUAAAUAUGUCUAAUAAAAUUCCUUUAGGGCUGGCUACAUGGGCAUGAGCAGCGUCACUCCCAAGAGAGGUCCAAGAUCUGCCCCAGUUGUGGAAAGGCCUUCAGAUGCAAAGGAGACCUGAAGCUCCACAUGCGGACCCACACCGGCGAGAGGCCAUACCAGUGCACCUACUGCGCCAAGCGGUUCUCUGUGAACGGAAACCUGACCAUACACAUCAGAACACACACAGGGGAGAAACCUUUCCUCUGCUCCGACUGCGGCAAGACUUUCUGCUCUGCGGGAGAGCUACAGAUCCACAGGAGAACACACACCGGGGAGAGACCGUACAAGUGCACCGUCUGCGAGAAAGGCUUCACCAUGGCUAGUCAGGUGACUCUCCACAUGCGGAUACAUACGGGGGAACGACCCUACGUGUGUCACGAGUGUGGAAAGGCAUUUCGUCGCGGUGCGGAGUUGAAGACCCACAUCCUGAAUCACACUGGGGUGAGACCGUACCCCUGUCGUCUCUGUUCUAAGACGUACACCUGCCUCAGUCACCUGAAGAGACAUUUGAAGACUCACGGGGCCCAGUCGGUGGAUAUGAGCAGUGGCUUGUCUGUAGCUGCUGUGUAAUAGACCAUUUUGAAGAGUUAACACCAUGUUUUGUCAAUUUAAAUAUUUUUAUUUUCUGACGGCAGCUUAUGCUGCUUAUAUUAAGAGGUAGUUGACUGACGGGGUAUGUUUGGUUAUUGCUACUAUCAGGUUUAAGACUGUUGCUAUGCUUCUAGAGCAAGACAAGUUAAAUAUUUAUUUGCUGCAGUUCUAGGCGUUUUUAUAAUAAUUUUGAUCGUGUCUUAGAUUGAAGCUUUUGGAUGGCAGCGGUAGCUAGAGUUUCUGUUCAUCUCACAUGCCAAGUUAAGCUGUUUCUGUUCAUCUCACAUGCCAAGUUAAGCUGUUUCUGUUCAUCUCACAUGCCAAGUUAAUCAGCAAUGGAAAGUGGUUUGUUGACUAACAGAACCAUUGGUUGGACAUGGAGGUCUCGCCCAGCCCACCUUAAUUAUGAGGGUAUGCGAUCAUGUUUUUUACCCUAUUUUUCAAUAAACACAUUUUCUGCAGAAGAAAUUACUCACUUAAACUCAAUUUCACACUGACUUGACCUUGGUCAAAUUGUAUUUUACAAAGAACGAAUUAUUGUUUUGAAUAUGUUCAUUGAAAUGAAAAUAUUGAAAAUGAUUUCUUGACUAUUGACAUUUCUAUUAAGCUUCUAUAAUAUAAUACUAUUUAAGAGUCCAAUAACAAUGUAGAAAAAUAAGUUAUUUAUCCUCAACUUCUCUGUCUCCACUCCCAUUGGAUUGCACGUCGAACACAGAGUUGGGUGUAUGUGGAAGCCUCUGUGUCCGACGAGGCGUUGGUCUUUGAGGAGAGCGAGCCAAAAGGGGGCAUCUGAAAUCAAGAAGAGGGUUCAGUGAGAGAAAGACUACGGGAUAAUCUCAAUGCAUACUCCUCACCGCUUUCUCAAAACCCAUUGGAUGAGAAAGCCAGAGGUCCCGCCCCUCUGACCAUCUCCUCCAAUGAGUUUUGAGAAGGAGGUGAGGAGUAUGCAUUGAGAUUAUCCCCCUGUAACGCCCCAACGGGGACAAUGGCAACCAGCGUCACCAACAGUGGUCAAAGCAGAAAACGAAAUCAGGCGAUAACCGUUUUUACAGAAUUGUUUCUCCUUCCAUUCCUGAAGGACCCCCGGGGGGAUUGAGAAAACACUGUUCUAAACAUCAUCCAGCUAACAAGGCCGUUUUAGUACUUGUCAGUGCUGGGCUUUGUGGCAGGGCUCUUGUUGGCCAUCGAUGUGGGCGGUCAUCUCCUUCCUGUUAGGGGUAGUGACCACACUGGACACAGCUGUAGUGCCCCCUGGUGUGCUUCCACAGAAUGCAGCUGUUGAAGGACUGACCUGGGAUGGGAGGGGAGGAUGAACAGGGCGUGAGUCCCAAUAAUCUCCUUUCUCCUGAAGUGUACAAUCAUUCACUGCUUCCCACUAAUCUAAAAGCAUUGUAUUGGUGGAGGCAUCGGCUAGUGGGAUUUUCCACCAUAUUUAUGAUACCAGUCAUUUGCUUUGAAAUCAGUGAGGAGAAGUGAACAAGUGCACACUUUGGGAUGAAGGACAGGUAAUUGGGACAUGUCUCUAGGGUUAUAGGGUAAAUGUAGUAUCAUUAGUACAGUGGUUUUAGUUUGGGUCAAAGCAUAUGUAACCUGGGUCAAAGCAUAUGUAACAUGGGUCAAAGCAUAUGUAACCUGGGUCAAAGCAUAUGUAACCUGGGUCAAAGCAUAUGUAACCUGGGUCAAAGCAUAUGUAACAUGGGUCAAAGCAUAUGUAACAUGGGUCAAAGCAUAUGUAACCUGGGUCAAAGCAUAUGUAACCUGGGUCAAAGCAUAUGUAACCUGGGUCAAAGCAUAUGUAACCUAAACACCACAAAAAGCUCAAGGUUAUUGACAAGGGACGAAGUGAAGGCUGGUGAACACGAUUCAACAUAGAUGAGGAAAGGCUGACGGACACACAAUGAAGCCACAAGCUCUCAGUCCUGUAUUCCUGAGCGUACAUUAGACAGACCUUUACUAAAACCCCUUUCAGACAAAGGUUCCACUCAUUGACCUGCUUCUUUUGUCCUGCUUUCUGGUAUAUCUGAAAGUGGGAGGGGAUUUUAAAAAAAACAUGGUUAAAUAAAAGCCACCAAAAGACCUAGUCAUGAUUCCUGCAUUUUCACAGACCCUGUAACCAAAAUACAGGUAUCAGGUCUGUGUGAAUGGUUCUCUGCUUUUUUGCAGGUCAAUUCAUUAACACUUCCAUUGUUUAACCUCUAUGACUUGAAAUGCACCACACACAACACCUCCCACCCGUCCAAAUUUGCCAGUUACCCACUUGUAUGUAUAAAAGGGGUAUGCCAAUAAAAAAAAGUAAAAAUUUUUUGUCACAUGCGCUGAAUACAACCUUACAGUGAAAUGCUUACUUACAAGCCCUUAACCAACAAUGCAGUUUUAAGGAAAAUAAGAGUUAAGAAAAUAUUUACUAAAUAAACUAAAGUUAAUUUAUUUUAUUUUAUUUAAAUAACGCAAUAAAAUAACAAUAAUGAGGCUAUAUACAGGGGGUACCGGUACCGAGUCAAUGUGUGGGGGUACAGGUUAGUCGAGGUAAUAUGUACCUGUAGGUAGGGGUAAAGUGCAUUGUUGGAAAAGGACCCGGAAGCAUUUCACUGUUAGUCUACACCUGUUGUUUACGAAGCAUGUGACAAAUUACAUUUGAUUUGAUACCUGCAAGAAAGUGGUAAACAAGGGGGUGUUUGAAAGGGGGUCAAAUAAACAUCUCCUUAUAUAUUACAGGUAAUAUACCACAUCUCCUUAUAUAUUACAGGUAAUAUACCACAUCUCCUUAUAUAUUACAGGUAAUAUACCACAUCUCCUUAUAUAUUACAGGUAAUAUACCACAUCUCCUUAUAUAUUACAGGUAAUAUACCACAUCUCCUUAUAUAUUACAGGUAAUAUACCACAUCUCCUUAUAUAUUACAGGUAAUAUACCACAUCUCCUUAUAUAUUACAGGUAAUAUACCACAUCUCCUUAUAUAUUACAGGUAAUAUACCACAUCUCCUUAUAUAUUACAGGUAAUAUACCACAUCUCCUUAUAUAUUACAGGUAAUAUACCACAUCUCCUUAUAUAUUACAGGUAAUAUACCACAUCUCCUUAUAUAUUACAGGUAAUAUACCACAUCUCCUUAUAUUACAGUAAUUACCACAUCCUUAUAUAUUACAGGUAAUAUACCACAUCUCCUUAUAUAUUACAGGUAAUAUACCACAUCUCCUUAUAUAUUACAGGUAAUAUACCACAUCUCCUUAUAUAUUACAGGUAAUAUACCACAUCUCCUUAUAUAUUACAGGUAAUAUACCACAUCUCCUUAUAUAUUACAGGUAAUAUACCACAUCUCCUUAUAUAUUACAGGUAAUAUACCACAUCUCCUUAUAUAUUACAGGUAAUAUACCACAUCUCCUUAUAUAUUACAGGUAAUAUACCACAUCUCCUUAUAUAUUCUACAGGUAAUAUACCACAUCUCCUUAUAUAUUUUGAGGGAGGGGUCUGGGGUGCAGGGGAGGGGUUUGGGGUUUGAGGGAGGGGUCUGGGGUGCAGGGGAGGGGUUUGGGGAGGGGUCUGAGGUGCAGGGGAGGGGUUUGGGGAUUUGAGGGAGGGGUCUGGGGUGCAGGGGAGGGGUCUGGGGUGCAGACCACACACUCCAGCACAGUCGGUGGCGGCAUGCACCUUUAACGUUUGUUUGCGGACCGCCAUUUUAUCAUAGAAGAAGAAGAAGAAUUUGAGUUUGAGUAGAAAACUGUGCUAAACAGAUCAUCUUUGAUCAAAUCUGAUCAGGGGGCUAUGCGUUCAAAUCAAUACAUAUAGCUAGCUAGCUAUAUACUUUUAAACAAAUUUGUCAAAUCAGUAAUUUUUGCUCUUGCUUACAGUCAUUGCUAACGACAAACAUCAUUCAAUACAUUUACGUCAUUUAGCAGACGCUCUUAUCCAGAGCGACUUUACAGUUAGUGAAUGCAUAAAUUAUUAUUUUUUUCAUACUGGCCCCCCGUGGGAAUCGAACCCACAACCCUGCCGUUGCAAGCGCCAUGCUCUACCAACUGAGCUACACGGGGCCAAUACAACAGAUGAUGGUGGCAUGCCGCUCCAAGAUCCGUGACUAAUUGCCAUGCUGGUUCUACCAUGAGUAGCUUGGUUCUACCAUGAGUAGCUUGGUUCUACCAUGAGUAGCUUGCCAGCAAAUUGUAAAGUCAAUUAACCUAGCUAAUCAAACUGCCGUACACUACACCCAGCAAGCAGUCCUAUUCUCCUCACGUUUUCUCAUGUAGCUAGCUAAAACUGGCCUGGCUAGCUAGCCAGUAAAUUAGCUAGCUAACAUUAGUUAGCAUUGGCAUUAUUUAGCCCAAAGCCUAGGCCGGCAGACGGCAAUAUUGAGACUUUUAAUCUUUAAGUCGAAAGGCAUUGUUGCAGCCGUCUAUACAUAAAACAUUCUCCAUUCGGGCUGCAAAAGCAUUGUCGAGAAGGUGGAAAAAAACAGGUAAAGUAUGUAUACUGACUUUAUGAAAGUUGAGUCCUUUAAAAUGUGAUCCAAGCAGAGAGCAGUGCCAUAAGGACCUUCACCUUCCGCCCAAGUCUACGGCUACAUCCGUCACACCUUCGCCCUGCGGCUGCCAGACCAAGCCACCAUCAGGAGAUGGUUCGGUGUCACUAACGGCAGCCCUGGUUUCAACCACACUGUGCUGGAGUCGCUGGAGGCUAAGGUGGCUAAGGUGAAUGAGGAGAAGGGAGAGGGCAGAGAGCCCUUCUAA